Molecule: messenger RNA, 1090 nt
Organism: Biomphalaria glabrata
Lineage: Eukaryota; Metazoa; Mollusca; Gastropoda; Planorbidae
Product: peroxisomal 2,4-dienoyl-CoA reductase [(3E)-enoyl-CoA-producing]
Exons: 8
Coding region: 72-941 (289 amino acids)
Biological process (GO): fatty acid catabolic process
Molecular function (GO): 2,4-dienoyl-CoA reductase (NADPH) activity
Source: RefSeq, a predicted model, not a curated record
CUUUUCGUUUUGUUUGACAGUUUAGUCGUCUAAGUUCAAAUUAAGUUUAAAGUUCAAAGUUAAAAAUAACAAUGUCCGAAACACCAGCACCAGAUGAAAAGUGUCUAGAAAGUUAUGUCUACAGUUUUAGAAAGGACAUUAUAAAAGAUAAGGUGGCAUUGAUCACUGGUGGUGGAUCAGGAAUAUGUUUCACAAUAGCUGAAAUUUUUAUGCGACAUGGUUGUCACACUGCCAUAGCUGGAAGAAAUGUAGACAGGUUAAACAAAUCAGCACGGACACUGCGUGAGACAACAGUGUGUCGAUGUCUGCCCAUACAAAUGGAUGUCCGAAAACCUCAAGAAGUAAUAGCUGGUGUCGACACCUGUCUCAAAGAAUAUGGUCGCAUUGAUAUUCUCAUUAAUGGUGCUGCUGGAAAUUUCUUAUGCCCAUUAGAUAAAAUGUCAUUCAAUGCAUUCAGGACUGUUUUAGAAAUUGACACACUGGGGACCUUCAAUGUUAGUAAAGCUGUCUAUGACCAUUAUUUUAAAGCUCAUGGUGGUGUCAUUAUCAAUAUAACAGCCACAUUGCAUUACAAGGGGACAGCACUCCAAGCUCAUGCAGGAAGUGCAAAAGCUGCUAUAGAGGCCCUCACUAAACAUCAGGCUUUAGAGUGGGGUCAGCAAGGCAUUCGAGUCUUAUGUGUGGCUCCAGGGCCAAUUGAUGACACUGAAGGAAUGAGAAGACUUGGUGGUGGUAUUCCCAAAGAGAUUUUAAACAGCGUUAUCCCAAUCGGAAGGAUGGGUACAAGAAAAGAAAUAGGAGAGAUUUGUUUAUUUUUAGUUACAGAUAUGGCAGGAUUAAUCACAUCUUCCACUCUCAUCGCUGAUGGUGCUGCCUGGUUAAGCGAUGACAACUCACACCGCCGAGUGGAAUUUUUUAACAAAUUAAUGGCGAAAAUGUAACUACUGUUUGACACUGACUUCGCACCAUGAGUUGUUAGGAUUAGUACAUUUAUAAUUGUGUCCUGUAAACAGAGAUGAUUUAAAAUGUUUGUGAAAGUAUGUAUUAAAGUACUCAAGAAACAUUCUUUAUGUCUAUUUAAAAGGUAAAA